AUGUUUCGUUAGCUCUGUACAACAUCCCAAAGUUAGAUUAUCUGCAAGCGUUAUCAAACAAAAGUUUGCCUAGAAAAUGUCAGACACAGACGAAGAUCAGAAUGGCCAAAAGCCAAAGGGCGUGUUCUCCACUUUGAUGGCCGAUGGGGACUGGAUGUACACCAAGGGAGAGUAUAAGAAGGCUAUCAUCAGCUACACCACGGCACUGAAUCUAAAGCCUGAUGACAAGACUUGCUUUGUUGGCCGAUCCAAAUGUUACCUGAAGAUGGGGCAAUCUGAAAGCGCAUUACAAGAUGCAGAGGCUUCACUCAAAGAGGACAAGACCUUUUUCGAGGGAUUGUACCAGAAGGCAGAGGCCUUGUACUACAUGGGAGAAUUUGAAUUUGCCCUGGUGUUUUACCACAGAGGACAAAAGUUACGUCCACAAAUACAGGAGUUCAGACUGGGUAUCCAGAAAGCACAAGAGUCUAUAGAAAACUCUGUUGGAAGCCCUUCCUCUGUGAAACUGAAGAUUAAAGGAGACUUGUCAUUUCUCCAAAAAGAUGAGGAGAGGGCACAACCAAUUGCUGCUAUUGAGCAUCUGAAGAAUAAGAAAAAACAGCAGACCCAGAAGACCCCCAAGAGUGAGAAGACAGCCAAGCAACUGCUGGGAGAGUUUUAUAGUGACAAGAAAUAUCUAGAAAACCUGCUUAAAGAUGAAGAUUUGGUUAAAGGGAAGACAAAAGGAGGGGAACGACUGCAGGACGUCAUUCAGGGAUGCCUCACAUACCUCGACUCUUGCACCGAGUUCUGGACCCAGGAUAAACCUCUCUGUGCACAGGAGAAGGAGCGUAAACUAAGGCAGGAAAAAUGUAGCAAGCCCCGUCAUGGUGCACCCUCUGAACCUGCUCAGUUUCUGCUGAAGAGCCUGGAGGACAUUGACGCGGAGUUGACAUCUGGAAAUGCAGAAGGUAGUCUAAAGAAGGCAGAAGACGUCAUGAAGAUAGUGCAGGGCUGGUCGGAGAGAGAGGUGCCUAAUAAAAAAGAACUUUUGGGCAGCCUGCACAGCUGUAUUGGGAACGCCUUGAUGGACCUGGGAGACAUGGACAAAGCUUUAGACCAUCAUCAGAAAGACUUGGAGUUGGCCGAACAGUGCAAACUCCCAAAUGCAAUGUCCAGGGCUCUGGACAACAUUGGUCGGGUGUAUGCUCAAGUUGGACACUUCACACAGGCCAUUGAGUUCUGGGAGAAGAAUAUUCCUUUGGCCCAUGGUGGUUUGGAGAAGACCUGGUUGUUUCAUGAGAUUGGUUGGUGUUACCUGGAGCUCAAUCACCACAAAGAAGCCAGAGACUAUGGCGUGCGUUCAGUUGCUGCAGCCGAUGAAAUUGCUGAUGAGAAAUGGCAGAUAAAUGCCAAUGUGCUAGUGGCACAAUCAGAAUUGAAACUAGGAAACUUUGAAUCCUGUGUCUCCCACUUUGAGAGAGCCUUGGCCCUGGCCAAACUGCAAGAUGACGACUCUGCGGUGAACGUCAUUCAGAAGGCCCUUGACGAGGCAAAGCAGCACCUACCGCAGUGAGGAGGACCUCAGUCAAGAUUGAUGGUGCCUCAGAGUGCUGAUUGAGAAAAAGACCUUCAGAAGACAACAAUCCUCAAAUAAAAGUAGAACAAAAAGUGACCAAUAAAAGUCAUC
This is a messenger RNA of Anoplopoma fimbria (sablefish), 1669 nucleotides long. RefSeq names its product outer dynein arm docking complex subunit 4 (gene odad4). Gene Ontology annotation, molecular function: protein binding. The transcript is spliced from 11 exons. The coding region runs from base 77 to 1555 and encodes 492 amino acids. The record is from RefSeq and is a predicted model, not a curated record. Gene Ontology annotation, cellular component: cytoplasm. NCBI's taxonomy places the organism in Eukaryota, Metazoa, Chordata, Actinopteri, Perciformes, Anoplopomatidae.